Molecule: messenger RNA, 876 nt
Organism: Mesitornis unicolor (brown roatelo)
Lineage: Eukaryota; Metazoa; Chordata; Aves; Mesitornithiformes; Mesitornithidae
Gene: NR0B2
Product: nuclear receptor subfamily 0, group B, member 2
Exons: 2
Coding region: 1-876 (291 amino acids)
Biological process (GO): negative regulation of transcription by RNA polymerase II; circadian rhythm
Cellular component (GO): cytoplasm; nucleus
Molecular function (GO): transcription factor binding; transcription corepressor activity
Source: RefSeq, a predicted model, not a curated record
AUGAGCAGCAGCGGCGUGGACGUGGACUGCGAGAGGUGCCAGUGCCACAGCGAAGACAAGCGUACCGCCAUCCUCUACACCCUCCUCAGCCAGAACCUCAACCACGGCCGGGUCAGCCACAGCCCAGCCCGGCAGCGCUGCCACUGCCACCAGCGCCGGACCGUCUGCCUGCGCACGCCCCACAUCACCUGCCAGGCGGCCUCCAACGUGCUGGUAAAAACCAUCAGCUUCAUGAAAAACCUCCCUUCCUUCCGCCUGCUGCCCCGAGAGGAUCAACUCCUGCUGCUCGACAGCUGCUGGGUCCCCCUUUUCCUCCUGGGGCUGGUCCAGGAGAUGGUGACCUUUGAGGUGAUGGAGACCCCGGCCCCCAGCAUGCUCAAGAAGAUCCUCCUCAAUGGCCAAAGCAAACGGCAGGAGCCCGAGCAGACGCAGCCCACGCUGGCCGCUGUGCAGCGCCUGCAGUGCUGCCUCAACACCUUUUGGAGCCUGGACCUGAGCCCCAAGGAGUUUGCCUACCUGAAGGGAGCCAUUCUCUUCAACCCUGAUGUCCCAGGGCUGAGAGCCUCCCUCUACAUCGAGAGCCUCCAGCGGGAAGCCCAGAGAGCGCUUCAGGAGGUCCUGCAGCCCCUGCACCCCGAGGACCAGGGCCGCUUUGCCCGCAUUUUGCUGCUCGCCUCCACCUUAAAAUCGAUCCCUCCCGCCCUCAUCACGGAUCUGCUCUUCCGUCCCGUCAUCGGCGACGCGGACAUCGUCGAGCUCAUUGUGGACAUGCUGUACGAAAUCACGGCUCCCGUUGCCACACGUGACGUGCUGAGCAGCCACGCUCGGCCGCCGGCCCUGGGGAUGCUCCCCGUGCCUCGCCAGGCAGCAAAGUGA